GUGCACCCGGCUGCUCCGAGGGUCCCGGAUGCCAGGCGGGCUCAGACCCUCCUGCCGGCUGAUGGCCGCCGAGAUGGGAGCUUGGGCCCUGCUGCUCCCACUGCUCAUGACGCUGGCUCAGGCCCAGGUCUGCUCUGUAAACAACUCCAACUUCGAAAUCAAGGAGAACACGAAUCUCAGCCAGCCCCUGGUCGACAUCUAUAUCCCUGAGGGCCAGCAGGUGACCCUUGGACCCUCGUCCACCACCUUGGCAUUUCGGAUCCAGGGGACCCAGCUGUUUCUUAACGUCACUCCUGACUAUGAGGAGGCCACCUUGCUGCAGGCACAUCUGGAGUGCAGGAGAGGUGAUGUGGUGGUCACCCAGCUGAGGGUGUUUGUGUUCGUGCUGGACGUCAACGACAACCCGCCCAUGUUCCCCUUUGCGACCAAGGUCAAGGAGGUGCCGGAAGACACUAAAGUGAAUGCCAUCGUCAUCCCUGAGACGGAACUGCAGGCCAAGGAUCUUGACAAAGGCGACAUUUUGUUCUACUCCCUCCAGGAAGUGACCCCGGGCGCCAGCAGCCUCUUCUCCUUGGUGGGUGUGAACCACCCCGCCCUGCGGCUGGACCAGCCCCUGGACUUCUACAAGUGGCAGAACGUGACCUUCCAGCUGCUGGUGCGGGACACACAGGAGGAGGGUGUGGAGCCCAGCCACACGGCCACAGCCACCUUGGUCCUGGAGGUGCAGCCUGCCGACCUGCGGCCCCCCUGGUUCCUGCCCUGUGCCUACGCAGAUUCUGAAGUUUGCGUCCAAGCCCAGUACCACGGGGCUGUCCCCACCGGCCACCGACUGCCGGCCCCCCUCACCCUGCGCCCUGGGCCCAUCUAUGCUGUGGACGGGGACCGGGGCAUUGGCCAGCACAUCACCUACAGUAUCAUGGAGGGACAAAAUGAUGGCACGUUCAGCAUCGAUUCUGACUCUGGCAACCUCACCAUGACCAGAAGUGUCCCCAGCCCCAAGACCUUCCUUCUGCUGGUCAAGGGUGACCAGAUGGACCAUGCCCGCUACUCAGUGACCCAGGUCACGAUGGUGGCCCGAGAUGCCAACGGGAGCCUGCCCCACUUCUCCCAGAGCCUGUACCAAGGCACUGUGGUGCUGGGCUCUGGCGUGGGUGUGCUGGUCAAGGAUGCUGCCGACCCCUCCCAGCCUCUGAGGGUCUGGGCCCAGGACCCUGAAUUCCCGGACCUCAACUCAGCCAUCAUCUAUCGAGUCACCAACAAUACCUACUUCCAGAUGGAUGGGGAGGCCAUGAAGACGGCCACCCCACUGGUGCAGGAGGGAGUCUUCUAUGCUGAGGUUGAGGCGAACAACACAGUGACUUCAGGGACAGCCUCCACAACGGUGAAGAUACAGGUCUCAGAGCAGAGGGAGACCACCCCCGCAGGGCCCCCAACUCCCCCAGAGGCUGGAGGAACCUGGCCCACAAGCAGCACCACUCCGGAAGCCCCGAGGCCCCCAGGGCCCUCUCAGAGACCCUCCACGACCACCUCUGGGGGGGGCAGCGGCCCGUACCCUCCCUCAGGCACAACUCUGAGGACUCCUGCCUCAUCCAAACCUGGGGGGCCCCCCAGUGCGGGAACCAGCACCUCCCCCACACCAGCAUCACCCAGUGGGAGCUCAACACAGACCCUGAAGCCAGGAACCUUUCAGCCAUCGCCCCCUGAGCCCAGCAGGACCCCCACACCCUCAGGGGUGCCUGGGACCAGCACUGCAGGGCAAGGCGAUCCGGGAGGCAGCCCUGCUGGGGACAAGCGCUUCUCCGUGGUGGAGAUGGGGGUCCUGGGCGGGGUGCUGGGCGCACUGCUGCUUCUGGCUCUGAUCGCCCUCACGGUCCUCGUCCACAAGCACUACAGCCACCGACUCAAGUGCUGCUCUGGCAAAGCCCUGGAGCCCCAGACCCGCGGCUUUGACAACCAGGCCUUCCUAGCCCACCAGGAGGCCAACUGGGCUCCGGCCCCUAGCCCCCCACCCGGCCCCACCCAGGCCCCGCCCGCGGACCCCGCGCCUCCCUCGCCCCCCGGCUCGGUGCGCCCAGGCCCUCCCCUCGAGUGCCCUGGGGCGGCCCGGGAUGCGGACGGCCCGGCCGCCGUGAGGUCCAUCCUGACCAAGGAGCGGCGGCCCGAGGGCGGCUACAAGGCCGUGUGGUUCGGCGAGGACAUCGGGGCCGAGGCCGACGUGGUGGUCCUCAACGCGCCCGGCUCGGACGCACACGGCGCCGGCGACUCCGGCAGCGACAGCAGCCACGAGGACGAGGACGCUGAUGGGCGCCGCGGCGGGGAUGCCCUGGACGACGCCCUGGGCGCGGGCUCCACCUACGUCUAGCGCGGCUCCCCGCCUCCCCACGGCGGCCGGGUCUGCUGAGAGUCGCUGGGCUGCGGACCCCCAACUCCUCUGUGCAGAAUAAAGCGGCCCUUCGGAACCCC
Molecule: messenger RNA, 2463 nt
Organism: Manis pentadactyla (Chinese pangolin)
Lineage: Eukaryota; Metazoa; Chordata; Mammalia; Pholidota; Manidae
Gene: CDHR5
Product: cadherin related family member 5
Exons: 15
Coding region: 29-2362 (777 amino acids)
Biological process (GO): cell morphogenesis; multicellular organism development; cell-cell junction assembly
Cellular component (GO): plasma membrane; adherens junction; catenin complex
Molecular function (GO): cadherin binding; calcium ion binding
Source: RefSeq, a predicted model, not a curated record